Messenger RNA from Gekko japonicus, 1491 nucleotides. RefSeq lists its product as uncharacterized. The transcript is spliced from 4 exons. Lineage: Eukaryota; Metazoa; Chordata; Lepidosauria; Squamata; Gekkonidae. The record is from RefSeq and is a predicted model, not a curated record. Bases 489 to 1409 code for a protein of 306 amino acids.
CAGGGAUUUUGGGGGAGAAACUGGGGAAGGAGGAAGACAGUGUGAGAUCUACACUAAAAAUUAUGCUUAGAUGCUUAGAUGGGGACGGCUACAUUAGCCGCUGCGCAAGGGAGCGAUGGUCAUUACUAUAAAUAGUAUCGUUAUAUCGUUCUUUCGAACGGAGAACCUGCGGCGAGGGGGGAGGAAAGGAAUUCAAAUGGCGGAAAUCAUUCAAGGGCCGAACAUAAAGCAUUAAUUCAGGAAUCCAUUUUGUUUUCGGUACCGUGCUAAACAAAGGACAUGACUUUACUGCGUAGGGGGGCGUCAUCAAGGCAAGAGUAGUGCUUCUCGGCCAAUCAAUGCGUGCCUGGACACACUGCUGACCAAUCGUUUUAAAGGGUCAGUGGCGGGAAACAUUGCAUUGGGGGGGGGAGAAGGACCUCCGGCACCAUUUUCCUUAAGUACUUCAACUGGACAGUGGCGUGGGAGCGUCCUUGCAUUGUUCAGCAAUGAUAGGCAGCCGCAAGACCGGAGUGAGAGGCGUUUCUUGGCGCGAAAAGGAAAACAUACUCGCUACAGUUACUGAGGAUCGUUUUGACGAAGAACUAGUGACUAUAAACCACGAUGAUCUUAGAACAUCGACACUGCCUACGUUUGCGAUACCUUCCAGCUCCAGAGACAGCUGUGCAGAGACCUAUGAUUCUCAGGACACAAGAACCGAAGAUUUCUCACAGCGUGCUUCCACAGGAAGGGGGAACUCGGGAUUGAGUGUUGCAAGUGAUGGUGACAUUGAAGAUCACAUAGAUGGAUGUGAGCAGGAAGAGAUGUCUUCGCAUAACACAGAUGGAGUCACUGAACAUGACAGGUCUUCAGGCAGUGAACAGGCACGCAAGGAGGAAAAGCGUGCGAAUGAGGCACAACGUGUACGGCGCGUGGCUCUGCUUAAUGACGUGGCGAUGAAGAUGCUUGAGCAGGGCACCGCCGAACACAAGGAAAUCAUGAAGUUUCUUGGUGACUGGGAGGAACGCAAAUUCGAGUCAAUGAAACAUGAGAGCCAACUCGAUAGGCAUUUGCUCCAGGAGACAAUGCAGCGUAAUGCUGAUGUCUUAGCGAUGGCGGUCGACAGCAUAAGACAUCUAACAGAGGUGAUAUCAGGUACGCAGUCAAUCGCUGGGACAAAAGCUAAUCCCUGUACAUGUUCCCCAACUACUGGCCCCAGGACAACCUCACCCAAGGGCUGGUGUGCCGCAAAGCAAAUGAGGGACAACAGUGAUUCCGAGCCUGUUCCUGAGGUGCUUGUGCAGGACACACCGGAGGAGAGUCAGAGCAUACUCUUCAACAAACCCAAGAGUGCUGAGAGCAGUGGCACAGGUGGGCGGGGGGAAAAAAGGGCAUGUGUAGGCAGGGAGCGUGUAUUUUUUGAGCCGUGACAGAUUGCGGUGAUGACCUGUUCAAUACUGAACUACCCCCGCUUUGGUAUAGGGCUGAUACUCAUUCCGAAAUGUUUACUUU